Molecule: messenger RNA, 1659 nt
Organism: Mycotypha africana
Lineage: Eukaryota; Fungi; Mucoromycota; Mucoromycetes; Mucorales; Mycotyphaceae
Exons: 5
Coding region: 1-1659 (552 amino acids)
Biological process (GO): secondary metabolic process
Molecular function (GO): CoA-ligase activity
Source: RefSeq, a predicted model, not a curated record
AUGACUUUAUUUACUUCAUCGCAACCACCCAUUUCUGUUCCUGAUAUCGACAUUUAUAACUUUCUGUUUCAACCGAAUAUAUAUAAUACAGUCCGGAGACAUGAUCAGCCAUUACUUAUUGACGGGUUAAGUGGUAAAUCUAUAUCGUUUCAAGAAGCACAGACAUUAUCAAGUCAACUCGCGAGAGGUUGGAAAGAGAAUGUCGGCUUGACAAAGGGUGAUGUGGUCGCCGUAUUCGCACCUAAUCAAUAUGAUCAUGCUGUACUAUACCUCUCCCUUCUGGCGGCUCAAUGUACUAUUACUCCCGGCAAUCCAAACUAUACUGAAGCCGAAUUCAACUAUCAAAUACAAAAAACCAAAGCUAAAGCUCUUGUUACCGUUCCAAGCCUUUUACCCAUUUUAUGCAAAGUGGCAGCCAAUAAUGGCAUUCCUCCAGAAAGAAUCUACCUUUUUGGCGAGGAAGCGGUUGGCAGCAUUCAGCCUUUGAAAUCCUUGGCUGCACGCCAUAGAAACAAACCCUUACUGUUCCCUCCCAAGGGUGACAUCAACCCUGCUGAAGAUACUGCGUUUAUAUGCUUUUCAAGUGGUACUACGGGCAUUGCUAAAGGCGUAAUGCUAACUCACCGUAAUUUUGUAUCGCAGAUGAUUCUGGUUUCUAGUUAUGAAGAGAUUAAUCCCCACGAAGCGGCCGAUGUAUAUAUUGGAUUUCUUCCUUUUUAUCAUAUCUUCGGUUUGACUACGCUUGUUUUACGAGCAUUUUACACAAAUACACAAGUUGUCGUUGUACCUAAAUAUGAGUUGGAGCUCGUUUGUCGAUUGAUUGAGAAGUAUAAAGCAACAGUGUGUGCAUUAGUGCCUCCUGUAGCUGUGCAUCUGGCUAAGAAUGAAGCUGUUUUGAAAUAUGACCUCUCUUCUUUGAAAAUGAUUACUAGUGGUGCUGCACCUUUGAGUUCCGAACACAUUGAAGCGCUUAAUCUACGAGUAAAGGCUCCUGUCAGACAAGGAUAUGGUUUGACCGAAACUACAGCUGGUUGCAUAUAUCAGAAAGUGGGUGUCAGCUUAUCAGGAUCAUCUGGGGUUCUACUAGCUAAUAUGGAAUGCAAGAUUGUGGAUGUCGAGACAGGAAAUGAAGUUGGACCAGAUCAACCUGGAGAAAUACUUUUGAAAGGUCCUGUCAUUAUGAAGGGUUAUCUGGAUGAUGUUGAUGCUAAUAACAAAACGUUUACUGACGACGGAUUCCUUCGUACGGGCGACGUUGCUAUUUUUAACUCCAAAUCGAAAGAGUUCUAUAUCAUCGAUCGAAUUAAGGAGCUAAUCAAAUAUAAAGGCUUUCAAGUAGCUCCCGCUGAGCUAGAAGCCUUAAUUAUGAGCCAUGAGAGCAUAGCAGAUUGUUGUGUAGUAGGUGUUUAUGAUGCAACUCAAGCAACAGAGCUUCCUCGAGCAUAUAUUGUUCCUCAACCAUCCGUGCCUCGAAAUAAUGACACCAUUCGUAUAAUAACUGAUUUUGUAAACAGUAACGUAGCUAAUCAUAAAAAACUAAGAGGUGGUGUACGAAUCAUUGAUCAAGUGCCGAAAAGUGCAAGUGGCAAGAUCUUAAGACGAGAAGUCAAAGAAUGGAUCAGGAAAGAACAAAUAUCAGCAAACAGAGCUCGCCUGUAG